UCAGACGGUUGCACGAACGACGUGUGAUCGCCCGAUCAGUUUUGAAUUUUUUUUCAAUCGACGAAGCAAUCGGCCCCGUCGAAUCGAUCCAGCAGUGAAACCUCUUUCAGGCUGAAUCGCAGCGAUUUGUACAAAAGGCGAGUCGGGAUUGUGUGCGGUUUCGGUUUUCCGGUUAUUUCGUCGCCCCAUCGCUCGUUGAAGUUACCCCCAGGGUUGCAGGAAUGGCGGCUGUCGCGGCGGCACAGAAGAAUCGCGAGAUGUUCGCUAUCAAGAAGUCCUACAGCAUCGAGAACGGCUACCCGGCAAGAAGAAGAUCUCUCGUCGACGAUGCCAGAUUCGAAACGUUGGUAGUGAAGCAAACGAAGCAAACCGUCUUGGACGAAGCCCGUCAACGGGCGAACGACACGUUAGAACCGGAAAUAGAUGACGCGCCCGCCGAUAAACCGGAAGACCAACAAAACGGUAGCGAUGAAGACGGCGGACUGACCGAGGAAGAGCUGGUUCUGGCCAACGCCAUAGCAGAAGGCCCCGAAGCCGAGCAGGCCGUCCAAAAGGCCGCUUUGAUUCUACGCCUGCGCGACGGCAUGAACUCCCUGUCGCGCGUCCUCAAAGCCGUGGAAAAGUACCAGGGCGGCGUGUUGCACCUGGAGACGCGCCCGAAUCGGCGCGACGACGCCCAGCUCGACGCCCUCGUCAAGAUCCAAAUGUCGCGCGUCAAUCUGCUGCAGCUGCUCAAAGGUCUCCGACAGUCGGGCACGCUCGAGCACGUCACGCUCAUCGGCGACGACAACAUCUCCGCCAAACACCCGUGGUUCCCUAGACACGCCAGCGAAUUGGACAGUUGCAAUCAUCUGAUGACCAAAUACGAACCCGAUCUGGACAUGAACCAUCCGGGAUUCUCCGACAAGGAGUACAGGGCGAGGAGGAAGGAAAUCGCCGAGAUCGCAUUCGCUUACAAAUACGGUGAACCGGUACCUCACAUCGAAUACACCGAAACCGAGAACAAGACCUGGAACGCCGUCUUCACCACGGUGUGCGAUCUGAUGCCGAAGCACGCCUGCGCCGAAUACCGCAAGGUGUUCAAGAUCCUGCAGGACGAGGGUAUCUUCAACCAGCACCGGGUGCCCCAGUUGGAGGAGAUGUCCAAGUUCAUGCAGAGGUGCACGGGUUUCACGUUGCGACCGGCGGCCGGUCUGCUCACCGCCAGGGAUUUUCUCGCCUCGCUCGCCUUCAGGAUUUUCCAGAGCACCCAGUACGUGAGGCACACCAAGACGCCGUUCCACACUCCUGAACCAGAUUGCAUCCACGAGAUCCUGGGACACAUGCCGCUGCUGGCCGAUCCGAGUUUCGCUCAAUUUUCGCAGGAAAUCGGCCUCGCCUCGCUCGGCGCCUCCGACGAGGAAAUCGAGAAACUCUCCACGAUCUACUGGUUCACGGUGGAGUUCGGCCUGUGCAAGGAGAACGGCGAAACCCGAGCCUACGGCGCCGGCCUGUUGAGCGCCUACGGCGAACUCCUGCACGCGCUCUCCGACAAACCGGAGCACCGGCCCUUCGAUCCGGCCAAGACGGCGCUGCAGCCCUACCAGGACCAGGACUACCAGCCCGUCUACUACGUGGCCGAGAGCAUCGAGGACAUGAAGGACAAGUUCAGGAGAUGGGUGUCGCAGAUGUCGCGGCCGUUCGAGGUGCGCUUCAAUCCGCACACCGGUCGCGUGGAGAUCUUGGAUACGGUGGAUAAGCUGGAGAACCUGGCGCACCAGCUCAACACGGAGAUCCUCCAUCUGGCGAACGCCAUCAACAAAAUGAAGGCGCCUUCUUUGUAAGAUUCCCGGGUUUUGCUAUCGAUCGGUUGUUUGUUGGGGGAUUUACACGUAAUAAUUCCUAUUGUGCAAUGCAAAACGAAACCUUCUUUGGUAUGUCUAACGAUGAGUUCCUUGUUAUAUUUCCUUCCUAGUUUAUUUUACGCGCCCAGUUUUUGGUGGAAAACUCGGAUUGUAAAUGUGAAUUCGUCCAAAACAAAAGUUAAAAUUAUUUUUCUAUUUAUUAAAACGUAUUUUCGGAUGUGUGUGUAUAUGUUUCUUACAAUCCGAGUUUUCGAUGGAAUUUCCCUUAGAGAACCGAUCGAGUAUAGUAGUUUUUUAAGUAAAUUUUCUUCACAUCAGAGCUAAUAUAAUAAAUAUAUACGCCCAAGCAAUCAACGAAAUAUAUCCAAAAUGUAUAAAGUCGUUUUACGUGUAAAAUAUUAUUAACGAGGUGUACCAACUCGAAAAAAAAAAUCCCCCAGAUUUGUUUUCCAGUUGGUGGAUUUCGAUUGCAAACUAUAUAGUAUUAGUAGUGAGUGUAGCUUUGUGAUUCCCCGCAAUCAAACGCACCACAUUUAUCUGCGAUAAAAUUUAUUAUAUGUUAUUAUUUUUUUUUUGUUGUCUAGGGUAGAAGUUCUGUACUUUAUUUUGUGUAUCGUGUCCCGCAAUUUAUUUUAUUUAAUUUAAAUUAAUUUAAUUUAACGCACCCGCACGAGAAAUAUUAAUUGUAUAAAUUAGAGAUAUACCUGUAUUAAAAUAAAACCGUGC
Molecule: messenger RNA, 2570 nt
Organism: Phyllotreta striolata
Lineage: Eukaryota; Metazoa; Arthropoda; Insecta; Coleoptera; Chrysomelidae
Source: the annotation of a GenBank genome assembly